AUGUGUAUGCGAUGGAAAAAAGUAAGGUUUAUCCAAAAGAUUGAAAAUUUGCAAGGUAGAAUUGCCAUUACAACUGAUAUGUGGACUUCGACCAAUCAAAAAAAAGGGUUCAUGGCUAUCACAUGUCAUUAUAUUCAUGAUUGGUGUCUUCAAAGUAAAAUAUUAAGGUUUGUUUAUGUGCCUUGCCCACACACAAUUGGUUGUGGGAAAUUGUUAACAAAGAUGAAGGUGUGCAAUUUACCUCAGAUAAUCAUGCAACUAUUUUUGAUGAUUACGACACAGACAGUGAAACUUGAUGGUGAAUAUAUGAUAAAUGAUGGUUCGAUGCGAAAGUUGGAAUUGAAAUUUGUCUGA
Molecule: messenger RNA, 354 nt
Organism: Lactuca saligna
Lineage: Eukaryota; Viridiplantae; Streptophyta; Magnoliopsida; Asterales; Asteraceae
Source: the annotation of a GenBank genome assembly